Molecule: messenger RNA, 1263 nt
Organism: Perca fluviatilis (European perch)
Lineage: Eukaryota; Metazoa; Chordata; Actinopteri; Perciformes; Percidae
Product: N-acetyltransferase 8
Exons: 2
Coding region: 94-870 (258 amino acids)
Molecular function (GO): N-acetyltransferase activity
Source: RefSeq, a predicted model, not a curated record
UGAAUGGCUCAUUAUCACAAUCUGUAGCCUAAGUUCAGGGCGAGCAGCAGCGUUAAGUCCUUCAGAGCAAAAGACGAGAGGGAAAGAGUCGGCAUGGCCCAGAAAAAUGACUUUCGGUUCUCCAUCAGGGAAUAUAGACCCUCCGACGAACAUGUGGUCAUGUCCCUCUUUCGCGACGGGAUACUUGAACACGUGUACCCAGCUUUCUUCAAGGCCAUGAGCCACCCGGACCAUGUUGGCGUCGCCCUGAGCCUUUCCAUGGCUGGGUAUGUGCUGGGAGGCAGCUCCUACUUCCAAGCGUUACUCUUUGGCAGCGCAUGGGCCGGCCUCCUUUAUUACUGCUGCCACGAGAUCUACGAAGGCUACAUGACCGGCAGGCUGAGCACAGACAUGGCCGACAUUCGAGCCAACUACCUGGAAAACCCAGACAGCGGUUUGUGGGUGGCAGAGGCAGACGCAGACGCCAACGGCCACUCCGAGGUGGUGGGGAUGGUGGCCGUGACGGGGAAAAGGAGAGGGGAGAAAGGCGAGAGGUUUGACGAGUGGAACGGAGGAGCGAUGGGAGACGGCCCCGAGUUUGCCCAAGACGCCGUGGACGGGAGUUACGGCGAGAUGUCCCACGCGGUCGUGGCGUUCCCGUGGCGCCGCCGACACCUGGGUUCACAGUUGACAGGGAAGGCCCUCGAUUUCUGCAAAGAGCGAGGAUACGCCCGCCUCGUCCUGGACGUCAGCUCGCCACAGACGGCGGCCAUCUCCCUCUACCAAAAAUUCGGUUUUGUUCAGACCGAAUGCCACCGUAACACACACGCCAACCGCUGGUUCUCCAAACUGGCCCGAAUAAAUGUGGUGCGAAUGGAGAAGUUCAUUUAAUGGACUUUUAGAUCUUCUAGCCCUGAUACAACCUCGACUGCACAUUAAGAAUACAUCAGUUAAUUUAUGCUGCUUGUCUCAUUCAAUGCAAAAAAAAUCUUUGAUAUUCAGUCACUCAUCACUCCAGCUAGCUAUCAUGAUAGUUUAUAAAAAAAAAGAUACAUUAAAUUUCAUGUUUUUUCCCCCCACAAAGCCGCAUUAAUGAUCUCAGUUUUCUUGCAUUUCUUUUUUGCCUUGAUGUAUUAUGUAUACACCUCUGACAGUCCAUUGCCCACAACCAUGGAAAACAAUGAGACAAUUAGUCAACUUCUCUGGUUAGUCAGAUUCAUUUUGUAAUUUGCACAUGGAACAACAAUAAAAUCUCAAUAAGGUAUUUUAUUGAAUUAACUCUCA